Molecule: messenger RNA, 234 nt
Organism: Dictyostelium purpureum
Lineage: Eukaryota; Evosea; Eumycetozoa; Dictyosteliales; Dictyosteliaceae
Exons: 2
Coding region: 1-234 (77 amino acids)
Source: RefSeq, a predicted model, not a curated record
AUGCAAACUUAUAAUCAGAAUUGCCAAGGAUUAGAACUUUUCAAGAGAAUAUUAGAAUAUGACGUAGCCGAAAUCUUUUCAGUAUUAGGUUCUGCAGCAUCAUCAAAACAGGAUUUUAGCAAUCAAUCAAAUAAUUCAAAAAAACAAUCAAAUAUAUAUUUAAAUAUCGAAUUAAAUAAAUUUAAUAAUAGAGCACAAUAUUUAAAUACUCCAAUUUUAGUCAUCUAUAUUUAA